Rhizophagus irregularis DAOM 181602=DAOM 197198 is the source of this 1353-nucleotide messenger RNA. RefSeq lists its product as uncharacterized. The record is from RefSeq and is a predicted model, not a curated record. NCBI's taxonomy places the organism in Eukaryota, Fungi, Glomeromycota, Glomeromycetes, Glomerales, Glomeraceae.
AUGACUUCAUUUUUCAAUCCAAAAUUUUCGAAAGAUUUCUCCCUAAUCCUAAAUAGCAAUGACGAUAAUUAUGAUACUAUUAUUCAAGUCGGCGAAAACGAAAAUAUAAAAGAAUUUUGUGUACAUUCAGUAAUUUUACGUUCUCGUUCUCCUUAUUUUGAAGGUGCUUUUUCAUCCUCCUGGGUUAAAAAGGAAAAUGAUAUAAUCAUUUUUAAUAAGCCAAAUGUUACACCAAAUAUUUUUGACAUGAUUUUAAGAUAUAUUUAUUCAGGUAAGCUAGACUUGACAGAAAAACUGAGUGAUAUUCUUAAGCUUUUAGUCGCAUCUGAUGAAUUGCUACUUGAAGAAUUAUGUGAUUAUUUACGAGAAUACUUAACAAAAGAACGAUAUAAUUGGAUUCAUAAAGAUUUCGUUCUUGUCUUUUAUACUGUACGUAAACUUGCAAAUUGCGAGUUUCUACAAAAUUAUUGUUUUGAAACCAUUUGUUUCGACCCAGAGUUUAUAAUUACUUCAUUUAGCUUUCCCUCAUUAGAAAGAGAUAUGUAUUAUGACCUACUUGAACGAGAAGACUUAUUAAUUAAAGAAAUUGUUGCUUGGGAUUACUUAAUUAUAUGGGGUAUAAAACAAACUUCAAGUUUGAAUUGUGAUAUAAACAAAUGGAAUAAUAAGGAUUAUGAAGCAUUAAAGGAAACGUUGAAUGAAUUUAUUCCUCUUAUUCGAUUUACGAAUAUUACUUUUGAUGAUUUUAAUAAUAAAGUCAGACCAUAUAAGAAUAUAAUUCCUAGUCAAAUUUAUAAAGAAAUUGAAGAAUUUUAUAAUAAAGGUACUAUACCAAAAAUAAUAUUACCACCUAGAAAAAUAGAAAAUUUUAAUUCAAAAAUUAUCAAAUCUAGACUUAUAAGAAGAAUUAUUGAAUGGAUUAAUAUAGAAGAUUUCUGGAUUUCAAAUUACAAUUUAAAUCUUAUUUAUCGUGGUAGCAUUGAUGGUAUUAGUAACAAAUCAUUUAAAAAUAAAUGUAAAGGUCAAGUAAAAAGUUUAGUUUUAAUUAAAGUUAAUUAUUCAAAAAAAAUAAUUGGCGGAUAUAGUUCUAUUGGAUUUAAUUCAAUUGAAGAUAGUCUUUUACGUAUUUAUGAAGAUAAUCACCGAUUUUAUCAUUCAUCAAAUAACUUUAUUUUUUCAUUAGAAAAUGAUGAAGAUACUCAAAAUAUGAAAAUAAGUCGUGUGAUAAAUUAUGAUAAAGCUAUAUACGAUCAACCUCACAAUGGAUUUAAUUUUGAGAUGUGUAUAAGAGACAGGCUAUAUACGAUCAACCUCACAAUGGAUUUAAUUUUGGUUAUAAUGCAUUUUUUAUGA